Physella acuta is the source of this 4600-nucleotide messenger RNA. RefSeq names its product G-protein coupled receptor dmsr-1. Gene Ontology annotation, cellular component: plasma membrane. NCBI's taxonomy places the organism in Eukaryota, Metazoa, Mollusca, Gastropoda, Physidae. Gene Ontology annotation, molecular function: G protein-coupled peptide receptor activity. Gene Ontology annotation, biological process: G protein-coupled receptor signaling pathway. The record is from RefSeq and is a predicted model, not a curated record.
GUUGUCCGGCCGACUGCGAGUCUCCUGGAUUAGCUUGCACCGACCGUUCAGCCACCUGCUGCCUCACGGCGCCGAGAUCGCUGCCAUAAACCUACAGGCCGUGAUAGAGGUCAAGUCUGCUGUGAUCAAAGAUGAAAGCGUGAACCCGGAUGUUAAUGCUGAGUACGAAUUAAAGCUGAGGAGCUAGUGAGUGGGAAUCUGGAUUGACGUAAUUGUCCACGCUGGGUGCACGUUGAGUUAACUGCCACUCGUACAUCGUCUGAGGAUUAACUUCAGCCAUGUCCAUCAAACGCAUUCUCCGCAAGCUCAGGAAGACUCGACUACUGAGCAGCCCAAAGAAGAUCGUCAAGGAGGUGACGGCGACAUGAGGCAGUCUGCUAAACCCGUCCCUGGCUACGGAGGAUUCAGCAAGACCCGUCCAUCGCUACAGGGGCUUUACCAAGACCCAUCCAUAGCCACAGGGGCUUUACCAAGACCCGUCCCUUGCCUCUAGGGCGACGAUGUUGCGCCUUAUAUUAUAUUUUACGAUAACGGAUUAGCCACCGUUGAACUGUAUAUGUGAUGAAACAUGCAGCCAAAAGGCAUUCAAUAUUAGGAAAACAAUCCCGUUGAAUAUAUGUGUGUGCUCGUCUCAGAACGAUCAUGAACUCGAACAGCUUUAGUCAUGUGACUCUCGGUGCUAGAGUAACCGAGGGGGAUGGUAGCUCGGAUAUCAGAGAAGUGGUACGCCAGCAAUGGACAAGGGGAAGCGUGAGCCGAGAGAUGCGGACGGAACACAUACUCACGUGGAAUACCACUGCCGUGUACGAUGUAUGGGGGGAUGUCAACGUGACCCUGACCACGCCAGGGGGUGGUAACGUCAGCAACGUGACGGUGGACGACAACACCCUCAAGGCAUUCAGUGAGUAUUACCAGGGUAUCCACGGCUACCUGGCUCUGAUGGUCUGCAUCUUUGGCAUCGUCUCCAAUGUGCUCAACAUCAUCGUGCUGACCAGGAAACACAUGCGCUCACCUACAAACUUCAUCCUGGCAGCGCUAGCCAUAGCGGACCUGCUCACAAUGAUCCCCUACCUGGUCAAUGCCAUCUACAGCUAUAUCUUACGAAAGCCAAGCUGCAGCAGCACCCAGACGGCCGAGAGCUCCCUCUACUGGAUGUACUUCGCCAUGUUCCAGAACCUCUUCGUCAUCACGUGCCACAUGAUGGCCCUCUGGCUGACCGUCUCGCUGACCGUCUUCCGCUACAUCUUCGUCUGCAAGCACCAACUGGCCUCCGUCAUGUGCUCCAUGCAGCGGGCCCACCUCACCGUCCUCAUCGUCUUCAUCGUCACCAUCCUCCUCUGCGUCCCUUACUUCUUCGUCUACGAGGUGCAAGAAACAUCGGAGGCCAUCACGCAGCCAUGCUACUCUGUUCAACCCUCGCCUUUCGCGCAGGCUAACCCAAUGUACAUAACCUUCGUCCACUGGCUGUUCGGCGUGGUCAUCAAAAUCCUCCCUUGCAUCCUGCUGGCGUAUCUCUCCAUACUGCUCAUCAUAGCCAUGCAGCAAGCCAAGAAACGCCGGGCCAGGCUGCUCAACAACAUCUCCCGGGUCAUCGACCACGAGAGCUCCAACGAGCACAACAGGACAACCAUGAUGCUGGUGGGGGUGGUCAUCUGUUUCAUCAUCACCGAGACACCCCAGGGGAUCGUGGCGGGGAUCAGCGCGGUGGACACGCACUUCUUCCGGACGGUGUACGUGUACCUGGGCGACCUGAUGGACAUCCUAGUGCUGGUCAACAGCGCCGUCAACUUCAUCCUCUACUGCAUCAUGUCGCAGCGGUUUAGGGACACCUUCAAGAGCCUCUUCGUCGCCAAGCACUUGCCGCCCUUCUUUCACAGAGUCAAGCAUCACCCCAACGGUGGGGACUACAGCAUGGUCCACACGGAGACGACUUUACUCUAAAGGCAGAGUCAAGGCAACGUGUAGCAAAACUACAACAGUGCGCCAUCUAGGCAACUUGUAGCAAAAAUACAACAGUAUGCCAUAAAGGCAUCUUGUAAUAAAACUACAACAGUAUGUCAUGAAGGCAACGUGUAGCAAAAUUACAACACAGUGCAGCGAGAGGAAAACUUGUAAUACCAUGACAAUAUAGACUCAUAAAGAAGACGCUACAGCCAAAAAGGAUAACGAAAGUCGAAUGGAUUAAACUUUGAUGUAAAAGGACAACAAUGUAAGUGUAAGAGCCAAUACCAUCACUUACAUGAUGAGGCAGUUUUCUUACAUAUGUUGGCAUUAAAUAACUGGCUGCUGGCGACUGGAUCACUCCUACUGAACAUGCCAGAAUGUUCCUGGCAAACUUGUAUUCCAACACGGAUACGGCCUUGGCGCUUCAAUCUUUAUUCCAACACACGGAUACGGCCUUGACCCUCACACUCGUAUUCCAACACACGGAUACGGCCUUGACCCUCACACUCGUAUUCCAACACACGGAUACGACCUUGACCCUCACACUCGUAUUCCAACACACGGAUACGACCUUGACCCUCACACUCGUAUUCCAACACACGGAUACGGCCUUGACCCUCACACUCGUAUUCCAACACACGGAUACGACCUUGACCCUCACACUCGUAUUCCAACACACGGAUACGACCUUGACCCUCACACUCGUAUUCCAACAGUCAAGUAUGACCUUGACCCUUCCACCCCUAUUGCAACGCACGCAUGAUCUACAGCAAAACGCCAUCAGACUAUGGCCGGGCUGCCAAAAGCCCCAGCCACUACAAUACCAGCGCCGCCAUUGUUGCGAGGCAUGCAAAACAAACAGAUGGCGUACUGAAGCACACACACAUCAGUCUGGUCCGCCCAGAAAGCUGAUUUUAAAACCCAGAAGAUUGAUGAUAACAGGCUGAUUUAAAGGGAAUGUUCUAGAUAUUUAACGCUUUCAUCUCGUAGGGAACUGACUGUCAAACCCGGGCUAUUAAUAGCACAGGGCAGGGUUGUUUUUUUUUUUAGGGAAAAGAUUUAAAGAGAGAUAACUCCACCCCUCCACCAUCCCAAAUUUGAAAUGAAAACUCUAGCCCGGCGUGCAUUUUGAUUUGGAAUCAACCAUUACUAGUUGAUGGAUAGGGUGGUGGCCAUGGUAACUGGGGGGUACAAAGUUGAUCGGGUGCCAGACGAAUCAUGAGUCUGUCUGUUCAAAUGGAAUUAUAAAAAAAAAAACAAAUAAAAAAAAACAAAACAGAUUUCGUUCCUUCAUCAAAGUGGCGGGAUUAAGCAUGCAUCCCGUACGGGAACCACGUGAUGUCUGUAACUGGUAUCUACAGCUAAGUAUGUGGUAUAAAAACUAAAUGAAAACCUGUGUGUCACAAAGAUGUGACAUUGACAGAUAUCUGUCGCUGUGACAAUUAGAGGUGACGUAAUGAAAACCAGAGGAUAGACCUAUUGUUACGUAUCACCAGAAAAUAGACCUAUCUGUAUCACCAGACCUAUCAUUAUCACUAGAGGAUAGAUCCGUAUCACCAGAGGAUAAACCUAGCUGUAUCACUAGAGGAUAGACCUGUCUGUCUCACCAGAGGAUAAACCUAGCUGUAUCACUAGAGGAUAGACCUAUAUGUCUCACCAUUGGAUAGACCUGUCGGUAUCACCAGAACUAAGCAUCAUGAAGUGGCCUUUAACUCUUAGAAUUCCAAACUCUGGCUUGUCUAUGAGGCAACAAUUCUUUGUGUAUUUCUCACGGGUAGUGGAUGAGGCUGUUCAUUCGAAUGUUAAACUUAGCUUAUAUUCAUGAUAUUAAUACAUUCAAUAUUACUGUAUGUACAUACUAUGUUCAUACUUCAUAUAUAUAUAUAUAUAUAUAUGAAGAGUUGAUUUUCAAAAUGCAAUAUAUCCAAAAUUUGGGUUUCGAGAAAAUCGCAAUUUUCUCCUACACGAAGCCAUUGUACAAUUUGCUAAAACUGUUUGUCAAUUUAGGUUCAUAACCCUCAUAUACAUAGGACUAGAAUGGUUUUUGAAAUGUACCUGCAUAAAAAGAUGCUUUUUUUGGUCCCAAAAUUUGCGUUUCGUUGCAAAAUGAGGUAUAUCCAGCUUUUGUUAAGUUACAAAACGCAGUAUAUCCAUUUUUUUUCUGAAAAUACAUCUGAUGUCCAAUAUUUUAGUUUAUUAUUUUAUUAAGACCCACUUAUAUUCCCAGUGUUAUCAUCUCACUACAAUUGUACCAUGUUUUUCUGUUACUUUAAAGUGUUUUUAGUGAGUAAUUUCAGUUAUUUGAACAUUUUUCAAAAAUGAUGCAAAUCUCUAACGAGAGACUUUAAUUUGAAGAGUACAGCUUGUUUUUAGGUUCAUAACCCUCAUAUAAAUAGGACUAGAAUGGUUUUUUAAAUGUACCUGCAUAAAAAGAUGCUUUUUUUUUGUCCCAAAAUUUGCGUUUCGUUGCAAAAUGAGGUAUAUCCAGCUUUUGUUAAGCUACAAAAUAGAAAUAAAAUGAAAAUUUUGCGCCGUGAAGAUUAAAAUUAAGUUUUCCUAAUAGUAACUGAGUAGCUUUACAAUAUGGGCACGUUAUCUCAUUUUUUUCAAAAAUGGCGCUUAUCGCGUUUUGAAAAUCAACUCUUCAUAUAUAUAU